This is a messenger RNA of Lactuca saligna, 2238 nucleotides long. The record is from the annotation of a GenBank genome assembly. Lineage: Eukaryota; Viridiplantae; Streptophyta; Magnoliopsida; Asterales; Asteraceae.
AUGUGUAUUUCCGUAUCAAACUCCUACUGUUCACUGCUCAAGCUCUAUUGUGAAACCCGUAACCAACUUCAAGCAAAGAAGCUCCAUUGCUUUAUAAUUAAAACCAUAGUAGAUAUCGAGACCUUUUUGCUCAAUAAUUUCAUCAGCAGUUACCACAAAUUAGGGAAUAUUACUUAUGCACGCAAAGUGUUUGAUCAAAUUCCUCAACCAAAUCUUUUUUCAUGGAACACCAUUCUUUCUGCUUAUUCGAAAUCAGGGAACCUACUGGAAAUGGAAAAGAUCUUUCAUGGCAUGCCGAAACGAGAUGGUGUCUCAUGGAACUCAAUUAUUUCCGGUUACGCUACUUUUGGUUCUUGUGAUAAAGCAUUAAAGGCGUAUAAGUCGAUGUUAAAAGACGGAAAAUCUGUGAAUUUGAAUAGGAUUACAUUUUCGACUAUGCUCAGUUUAUCCACAAACAACGGGUUUCUUGAUUUGGGUAAACAGAUUCAUGCGCAGAUAGUAUCUCAUGGGUUUCAAUCUUACGUAUUUGUGGGUAGUCCAUUGGUUGAAAUGUACUCAAAAGCAGGUAUUAUAAACGAUGCAAGACAAGUGUUCGAUGAAUUGCCUGAGAGAAAUAUCGUAAUGUAUAACACAAUGAUUAUCAAUCUUCUCCGUAGUGGCAUGAUUGAAGAUUCAGAGCAAUUAUUUCAUCUCACACCUGAAAAAGAUUCAAUCACUUGGACAACCAUGAUUACAGGGUUUACCGAAAACGGUUUAUCCAAAAAAGCAAUCGAUAUAUUCAGAGAAAUGAGAAAGCAAGAAUUCAGUAUAGAUCAGUUCACAAUUGGAAGCAUCUUGAAAGCUUGUGGAGGAACUCUGUCUCUAAAAGAAGGUUCCCAAAUCCAUGCAUACAUCAUAAGAACUGAUAUCAUGGACAAUGUAUACGUUGGAAGCUCCCUUGUUGACAUGUAUGUAAAAUGCAAACAUGUAAAGUAUGCAGAAACAGUAUUCAGUAAAAUGAAAGUCAAAAACAUUGUUUCUUGGACUGCAUUGAUAGUGGGGUAUGGGCAAAAUGGUCAUUGUGAAGAAGCAAUAAGGUGUUGUUGUGAAAUGCAAAGAAAUGGAAUACAUCCAGAUGACUUUACACUUGGAAGUGUCAUAAGUUCAUGUGGGAAUCUUUCUAGUUUAGAAGAAGGUGAACAGUUUCAUUGUCAUGCACAAGUUUCAGGUUUGAUUUCUUUCAUAACUGUUUCCAAUUCACUUGUAUCCUUCUAUGGAAAAUGUGGAACAAUUGAGAAAUCCAGUCAAAUGUUUAAUGAAAUGAAAGUCAAAGAUGAGGUGUCAUGGACUUCUUUGAUUACAGGGUAUUCCCAAUUCGGGGAAGCUAAUAAAACAAUCGAUCUUUUUGAAAAAAUGUUGACUAGUCAACUCAAGCCAGAUGGAGUAACAUUUAUAGGUGUUCUUUCAGCUUGUAGUAGAGCAGGAUUAGUUGAAAAAGGUAAAAAAUAUUUCAAAUCAAUGUCACAAGAACAUGGAAUUGUUCCAGUUUCUGAUCAUUAUAGUUGUAUGAUUGAUCUAUUGAGUAGAGCUGGAUAUAUUGAAGAAGCUAAAUGUUUUAUAAAUAAUAUGCCUUUUUCCCCUGAUGCAUUUGGAUUAUCUACAUUACUUAGUUCAUGUAGAUCUCAUGGGAAUUUUGAAAUCGGUAAAUGGGCUUCAAAGUGUUUACAAGAAUUAGAGCCUCAGAAUCCUGCAAGUUAUGUGUUGUUAUCAGAAAUGUAUGCUGCUAAAGGGAUAUGGGGUGAGGUGGCGAAUUUAAAAAGUGAAAUGAGAGAUAAAGAUAUAAGAAAAACCCCGGGGUUUAGUUGGAUUAAAUAUAAAAACAAAGUGCAUGUUUUUUCAGCUGAUGAUAGAUCAAGUCCUUAUUUAGAUAAGAUUUAUAAUGAGCUUGAGAAGUUAAACAUUAAGAUGAUAGAAGAAGGGUAUGUUCCUGAUGUAAGAUUUGCUCUUCAUAAUGUGGAAGAGAGUGAAAAGAUAAGGAUGCUUAAUCAUCAUAGUGAAAAACUUGCUAUUGCUUUUGGGUUGAUUUUUAUUCCUAAGGGCAUGACUAUUAGAGUUGUUAAAAACUUGAGGGUGUGUGGGGAUUGUCAUAAUGCAACUAAGUUGAUUUCAAAGAUCACAAAGAGAGAGAUUCUUGUGAGAGAUUUAGUUCGGUUUCAUUUGUUUAAAGAUGGAAAGUGUUCGUGUGGAGAUUUUUGGUGA